Paramecium tetraurelia is the source of this 2253-nucleotide messenger RNA. RefSeq lists its product as uncharacterized. The record is from RefSeq and is a predicted model, not a curated record. NCBI's taxonomy places the organism in Eukaryota, Ciliophora, Oligohymenophorea, Peniculida, Parameciidae. The transcript has 5 exons.
AUGUUAAAUACAAAACUAACUAAACUCAUCGAUUCAAAAGCAGAUUAAGUCAGCACAUCAAUUAAGUCAGCCCAAAACACAUUCCAAAAUCACUCAUCCCAAUUAACCAACCAAAUUGCAGAAGCCAACCAAACCAUGAAAGUUGCUGCUCCUAUCCUCAAAAUGGUGGGACAUUCAGAGGCAACACAAAUUGCCAAAGGAUUAGAUUUGGCCUAGAAGAACCUCGUUCCCAUUCUGGAUUAGACCAAUAAGGUUGUACAAAAGAGCACAGACAUCGCCAAUUCUUAAAUUUAAAAGGCAUAGAACUUGGCCAAUUAAUAAAUUCAAAAAGUCAAUGUAAGUGUAUCAUUAAUACUAAAGGAGGCAGUUGGAUCGCAAUUGGAAUAGGGUCAAUAGAUUAUUAAGCAAUAAUACGAAAAAGGCAUGGAAGCUAUUAAAGAGAAUUAAAAUGUUUAAACUAUUGCAGCUAAAGGUGCAGCUAUAGGAAUGGCGAUCAAUUAAAUGAUGGAUACUCCAACAGAUGAUGGAUUUGGAAAGAUGAAUUAACAAUUGGACAACACUUAACAAAAAUAAAAUUAAGAAUAAUAAUCUCAAUAGAAUAGAAAUGUAAUACCCACUUAAGCCACCAUUAAUGCAGAUUUCAAUAAGCAACAAUAAAAACUAGAAUCGAACUCUUUCCAAAACACAAUUAAACAAUACAUUAAAAAAAUUACAGGUAAAUAAGUCAAUUCAAGAAUUGAAUAUUUAUGUCUUAUCUUGUAGAAACUAAAGGAGAAUAUUGACAUAAAUUAUCUAUAACAAUCUAAGGAGGCAUUAAAAAAUGAAAUUUGGAAGGCGGCUUAUCAAGAAAGAAGAAUCUAAAGUCAUUAAAUAUUUGUUUAAUAUAUGACUAAGAUGGUCGAAUUUAUUUUUGAAUAUUUAACAAUAGUUGAAACUGUAUUCUAGCAAAUCAAAAUGAGAUACAAAUCAUCCAAUAACUCAUUUGAAAUGAUGCAGACUUAUUUGAAUAAUCUAUCGAUACAAUUAGACUACUUUGGCACAUAUUCUUAUGUUUAACCAAACUAAAAAUUAUUGAGCAGACUAUUCACAAAUCAAACUCAAAAAUAAGAAAAAUCAAAGAAGAAUAAAAAUAAAUAAUCUCAUCAAUCUAGUAACUAAAAUAUCAAUGGGAACACUUAGGACUAACCAUAGGAAGACAAAGAUAUUAUUUAAUAAUAAUACCAUUUAGACUUAUGCUAAAACUUUAGUAAUCUUGAGAGUGAGUAUCAAUAGCAUAUUUAAAAUAUCUAAAUAUUGAAGAACAAUUUGAAAGGGGAUAUUAAAGAGAAAUUAAUUAUGUGUUAAUAAAUGGACAAAUAAAAGAUAUCUGAUUAUUUGAUGCAAGUUUAAGGAUAACGAAACAUAACCUUCGAAGCUGUCGAACAAUUCUAUAAGAGUUUCAUUCAAUACGAGCAGAUCUAUGCUUAGAAUGUAGAUGCAGCCUUUCAGGGAUAACAACAAAUGAAGGAUAUCUAUGAUGAAGAAUACAAAAUGCAUUAUUACUUCAAGUCCCUGGUAACAUAAUAGCAAUAGUUCGGUGUAUUUACUACAUACAUUCUCAAAGAAAUAUCUGAAUUUGAAUUAAACAGAAUAGAAUUCGUAUAGAAAUUAUUCACUUAAUUAAAUACAGAAUUAGGAAAGUAUUUUCAAUUUCCAAACUAGAAAUCAAUUAAUUUUGCUAAUCCUCUAAUAUUAUAAUAAGCAAAAACAGCUUUUAACAUUAAUUAAAUAUUAACACCAGAAUAGCUAGUGGUGAUCAAGAAAUACUCAGGUAUCCCAUUAUAGAAGGAAAUAUCAACGGAGAUAUAUCAUGCCUUUGCUUCAAAUUUUACAGUACCCUCUCCUGAUUAUCUAUUGUAAUAAUCUCCUUUGAUUCUCAAGAAGUAUAGUGUUCAAAGGGAUGUUGCUUGGGAAAGAUCGUUAAGUUUUGGCAAAGAUUUUAUACCCACAAAUUUCAUAAUUUCAGUGGAUGGGUUCCUGUUAUUUUAUGACACUGAUUGGAAAGAACAAAAUAUAGAUGAACCUCUAUAAUGUCAUAAUUUUAUGGUCAUUAAUGAUUUAGGAAUUAAGGAAAGCUAAAGUGAUGAGACACUGAUAGAGUUGAAAGUGAAGAAGCACGGGAAACUGUUUGAUACGCAUAAGAAAUAAAUUUUGAAGAUGAAUGAUGUGAUGGAGAAGGAAUCAUUAAAAAUAUUACUAAAUCAAUUCAAAUGA